Eubalaena glacialis (North Atlantic right whale) is the source of this 831-nucleotide messenger RNA. RefSeq names its product CDGSH iron sulfur domain 1 (gene CISD1). The transcript is spliced from 3 exons. Gene Ontology annotation, cellular component: intracellular membrane-bounded organelle; mitochondrial outer membrane. Gene Ontology annotation, molecular function: 2 iron, 2 sulfur cluster binding. The record is from RefSeq and is a predicted model, not a curated record. Lineage: Eukaryota; Metazoa; Chordata; Mammalia; Artiodactyla; Balaenidae. Bases 154 to 474 code for a protein of 106 amino acids. Gene Ontology annotation, biological process: regulation of autophagy.
AUACACACGUGCUUAUGGCCUAUCGCGGCGCCUGCGCGGUCGUAGCCUGCAGUUCGCCCUUAGGACAGACGCCUGUCGCACCUUGACUCCCGCUGUCCGCUCGAGCCGGUCUGUGCUCAGUGUCUUGUGCACAUCCUUGCAAGCGUCGGCGCCAUGAGUAUGACUUCCAGCGUACGAGUUGAAUGGAUUGCAGCGGUUACCAUUGCUGCUGGGACAGCUGCAGCUGGUUAUCUAGCUUACAAAAGAUUUUAUGUCAAAGAUCAUCGCAACAAAUCUAUGGUAAAUCCUCACAUCCAGAAAGACAACCCCAAGGUAGUACAUGCUUUUGACAUGGAGGAUUUGGGAGAUAAAGCUGUGUACUGCCGUUGUUGGAGGUCCAAGAAGUUCCCACUCUGUGAUGGCUCUCACACAAAACACAAUGAAGAAACUGGAGACAACGUGGGACCUCUGAUCAUUAAGAAAAAAGACACUUAAAUGGACACUUUUGAUGCUGCAGACCAACCUGUCAUCAUGUUUCCUGAUCGUUUAAUUAGAAUGAGUACCACUUGUGUCUAAUUCACCUCCCCUGGGUUCUAGAUGUGGUAUAUUGCAAACUACAGCUUUCAUAUUCACGGCAUUUGCCUUACUUGUUGAACCAUCGUGGUGCACAUUUGUUGAAACAAAAAAAACAAGGAAAAAGGAAAAUCCAAUCUCAUGGACUGUGGGUUAUUUUGGUCUUGUAAGGAUCCAUUUCUUUACAUUUAAAAAUGGCGUUACAAUAUAGUUGUAUGGCGAAGUUAACGUAUUAAAUUAUUCUCAAAAUCAUGUAUGUGCAGAUUGUACUUGUAAGUU